UUUCGGAAAGCACACGAAUGUUCGAACGUGUUGCCACAGGUGUUGCUUCUUGAUGUAAAAUACACAUGGAGACAUCUGACAAGCUAUCCUAUGAAAAUCAAUCUUGUCGUUUGUUCCUCAACCGUGAAGCUGUUUGAGCCUGCAGGCCGCUUGCGACCGGCGCAGACAUUAUGCGCCGAUGUUUCGCUCCGAGUCAACUGGCCAAGCGGCGUUGUGUUCAGGACGACGAAAACGGCGUCUCGGUACGUAGGGUGAAGGAAAUAUACACUAAUGGCGACGUCAACGAGAACGGCGAGCAUGUCCUCAGCAAGCACGAAGCGUUCAUACGAUCGCUGCUCAGCAAGCCGUACAAGGUACCCAUUCCAAACUACGUGCCGGGCCUGCUAAGCCGGUCGCUGGGCCUCAAACGAACGUCUGGACCGCGCCCCCUCCACGAUCCCGACGAGGAAGGCGCACUAGUUUUGUACGCACCUCCUGCACUGACGAACCACGAACAGAUGACGGCAAACAGCCGGCUCGUGCAUGUGGUGGUCGAUCCUGUGCUCACCAAGGUGCUGCGUCCUCACCAACGCGAAGGCGUCAAGUUCAUGUGGGACUGCGUGACGGGUUGCCGCAUUGAAGGCAGCUACGGCUGCAUCAUGGCCGACGAGAUGGGCCUCGGCAAGACGCUGCAGUGCAUCACCCUGCUGUGGACGCUACUGCGACAAAGUUCCGAGUUCGCGACCCCGACCAUCACCAAAGCGAUCAUCGUGACGCCCAGCAGCCUUGUAAAGAACUGGCACAACGAGCUGUCCAAGUGGCUGGCCGAUCGGGUCCGCUCCGUUGCCAUCGAAAGCGGCAGCAAGGCCGAAAUCGACUCUGAGAUCCGCAGCUUCAUGACUGCUGUUGGCAGGCGUGUCUGCACACCUGUGCUGAUCCUGUCAUACGAAACCUUCCGUCUGCAUGCUCAAGCACUGCAGAGUGGUGAGGUGGGGCUUGUCAUUUGUGAUGAAGGUCACCGGCUCAAGAACUGCGAGAACCAGACGUACCAUGCCCUGAAUGGGCUGCGGACACGGAGGCGUGUGCUGCUGUCGGGGACACCCAUCCAGAACGAUCUGCUUGAGUACUUCAGCCUCAUCCACUUUGUGAACCAAGGCAUCCUGGGUACAGCGCAGGAGUUCAAGAAGAAAUUUGAACUGCCGAUUUUGAAAAGCAGGGACUCUUGUUCAACAGAUGCUGACCGUGCGCGUGGUCAGGAAAGACUGGAUGAGCUCAUAGGAAUUGUGAAUCGGUGCCUGAUCCGCCGGACUAAUGCCAUCCUGUCACGUUACCUGCCUGUCAAGACGGAGUAUAUUGUCUGCUGUGCCAUGACGUCAAUGCAGCGCACAUGGUAUGAACAGCUAGCCUGCAUGAAGGGCACCACUCCACUGGCCAGCAUAACACUGCUUAAAAAGCUCUGCAACCACCCAUCACUUGUGCGCGAGUGCUUCCCGGAGAGUGAGAAGAUAUUUCGUGGACCUUCGGUGCAACCCGAGCUCUCGGGCAAAUUGCGCCUGCUUGACUGUCUGCUGGCCGUGAUCCGAAGCACGACCAAUGACAAAGUGGUGCUCAUCUCAAACUAUACCCAAACGCUGGACGUAUUCGAAAAACUGUGCCGCGAGCGUGGCUAUGGGUUUUUCCGUCUAGAUGGGAGCAUGACCAUCAAGAAGAGGGCAAAGAUUGUGGCAGCCUUCAACACGCCAUCCAGCCCGGAGUUUGCCUUCAUGCUCAGCAGUAAGGCGGGAGGCUGUGGACUCAAUCUUAUUGGAGCGAACAGGUUGGUGAUGUUCGACCCUGACUGGAACCCGGCCAACGACGCGCAGGCGAUGGCCCGAGUGUGGCGUGACGGCCAGCGCAAGCCGUGCUUCGUCUACCGGCUCGUAUGCUCUGGCAGCAUCGAGGAAAAGAUCCUGCAGCGGCAGACGCAUAAGAAGGCGCUUUCUAGCUGCGUCGUAGACUCCGAGGAAGACGUGGCACGACACUUCAGCGCCGCCGAUCUGAGAGACCUCUUCAGGCUGGACGCAGAGGAGGUUCGCAGCUCGACCCACGAAUCCCUGUCCUGCCGGCGUUGCGUGAACGGCAUCGAGGCGCGAGCCCCUCCGGAGGACGCCGACCUGGCGAGCGACUUGUCGCAGUGGCACCACUGCUGGGCGCGCAAGCAGUCCGAGGACCACGUGCUGCGACAGUGCUGGGACUCCGGCGUAAACUUCGCCUUCUCGCAGCGGUCGCACCAGGCGCCCGUGGCCGUGCCGUAAAUGGAUGCCGCGCCGUCCCGAUUGGACCGCUGAUCCUAUUGCGCAGAUGUCGUCUCUAUUGUCCAGUUGCUUGCUGUCCUGGAACUCCAGCGGACCUUGUGCUAUCGAAAGUACGCGUCUUCGCUGCGUUGCUGGUUUCGGCUGUCCUUGACUUCUGACCGUAAUGUAUAGUUGUGCCACGAUCAUUUGCGGUUGGGAACAUUCAGCAAUGUGGCACUGUACCCUGUCAUAUCAUGUCCUGCACCAGUAUUGUAGCUACCAAGCUCCUGUAAUGGACAUCCUCCAGACAUUCUUUAGCUACAUUCUUCCUGCCACCCUGAUCUGAUUGUCUUCGUCCUGGACCUCCAGAAGAUGUCCUGUAGCGGCAGGACCACUGACGUGAUCCGAUGGUUGCUGUUGUGGAUCUGCGGCGGGCGUUUUGUGGUAGCAGCGUGACGACAAAACGGGCUGGCGACACCGUACGAACCAGGAGGAACCUCCGAAAACGCUGUUCUUCGUUGCGCGCCUUCUGUCGCUGUAUUCGUGUUUUGGUAGCGGAACUAACUUUUGUUCUCGUUCAUUACGCUCGGAAGGGCUGCUUGCGAUGUAAGAGCACCGCCAUGACCCUUCCAAUGUACCGGCACUCCGUACACGCAGAAGCAUUGCGGACCUGUUUUGAUUGAAAAGACCUCAGUGAUACUGUAAAGCACGUUACCUGACCCCUCUGCGUAGAGUGUACAAUGCGAAAUGCCCCCACCUUUCUUUUGUUCCAUUUUUUUUUGUCUGGAUAGCUCAUCUCAUUGUUCCCGCUAUCAGUGGCCAUGACCACUUUGUCUGUACGCGCUGUAUGAUGAAUCGGACACUGCAUGCCAACCAUGUGUCCCUGCUCACAGUACACAGCAAUGAAGUUCCGCAAUCUUGCGCCGGGCUGUUUUAAUUGCUGAUAAAGUGGAGCCGCUUCAGUUUGACGACGU
Messenger RNA from Dermacentor silvarum, 3226 nucleotides. RefSeq names its product DNA repair and recombination protein RAD54-like (gene okr). NCBI's taxonomy places the organism in Eukaryota, Metazoa, Arthropoda, Arachnida, Ixodida, Ixodidae. Bases 171 to 2273 code for a protein of 700 amino acids. The transcript has 5 exons. Gene Ontology annotation, molecular function: DNA translocase activity; ATP binding; ATP-dependent chromatin remodeler activity. Gene Ontology annotation, cellular component: nucleus. Gene Ontology annotation, biological process: double-strand break repair via synthesis-dependent strand annealing; reciprocal meiotic recombination. The record is from RefSeq and is a predicted model, not a curated record.